Messenger RNA from Wallemia ichthyophaga EXF-994, 1089 nucleotides. RefSeq lists its product as uncharacterized. Gene Ontology annotation, cellular component: mitochondrion. The record is from RefSeq and is a predicted model, not a curated record. Gene Ontology annotation, molecular function: trans-2-enoyl-CoA reductase (NADPH) activity. Lineage: Eukaryota; Fungi; Basidiomycota; Wallemiomycetes; Wallemiales; Wallemiaceae. Bases 1 to 1089 code for a protein of 362 amino acids. Gene Ontology annotation, biological process: fatty acid metabolic process. The transcript is spliced from 2 exons.
AUGCUGCAACCGCGCGCCAUCACGUAUACAGAGAAAGGCGCGCCAGCUUCAGUCCUGCGCGUGAAGACACUACCAACACUAGCAGCGCCAACAACUGGGCAAAUCCGUGUUAAAUUCCUGCUCUCCCCAGCAAACCCGGCCGAUAUGAAUGUAGUGGAGGGGGUGUACCCAGCGCGUGCGCCAAGCGUAGAGGUAGACGGCACAGCGCACAGUCUGUGCGGCACGGAGGGAGUGGGGCGCGUAGAAGCGGUGGGCGAGGGAGUAAGGUCGCUGCGUCCGUCCGAUUGGGUGGUCAUGGGCCGCAGUCAGCUUGGGACGUGGCGGUCGAGUGCGCUGCUCGAUGCUGCGUCUGUCACCAAACUGCCGGCCUCGCCCGCACUGACGCCGGUGCACGCUGCCACGCUCGCUAUCAACCCGCCCACAGCCCUGCGGAUGCUGCGCGACUUCACCCGCCUCAGCCGCUCCAGCUGGGUCGUGCAGACCGGGGCUACUUCGGGCGUCGGCAGGGCUGUCAUACAGAUAGCACGCGCGAUGGGCGUCCACACUGUCAAUCUGGUCAGAGAGCGCCGCACACAGCAGCAGACUGACGCAGUUAAAGAGGAGCUCAAGGCGUUGGGCGCUACGCAUGUACUCACGAAUGAGGAGGUGGUGCGCGAUAGCAAGCGCGUACGCUCGCUCAUCGCCAACUGGACUCAGUCGGAUCUCCCUCUCUUCCUCAACUGCGUGGGCGGGCAGGAAACGACGGAGGUGGCCAAGACACUCAGCGAGGGCGCACAUCUCGUCACGUACGGCGCCAUGUCGAAGAAGCCGCUGUGCAUUCCCCCAGGUCUGCUCAUAUUCAAGGAUAUCAAGAGCGUCGGGUUCUGGAUGUCGAAAUGGUAUGCAAAGAGCUCGGCUGAGGAGCGCAGUGCGAUUGCGGGGGAAAUAAUCCAACUCAUUGAGAGUGGUAGCCUCACAGAACCUCCCCACCAGAUCGUCUCCAUCGGCGGCCACCAAACUGACCAGCAGGCCACGCAAACCCUCCGCGACGCCCUCGCUGCUCAAGCUAACGGCGGGAAGAAGAUACUGUUUGAGAUGGAGGAUAGCUAG